Lycium barbarum (goji berry) is the source of this 795-nucleotide messenger RNA. RefSeq lists its product as uncharacterized. The coding region runs from base 1 to 795 and encodes 264 amino acids. The transcript is spliced from 2 exons. The record is from RefSeq and is a predicted model, not a curated record. NCBI's taxonomy places the organism in Eukaryota, Viridiplantae, Streptophyta, Magnoliopsida, Solanales, Solanaceae.
AUGCCAGGCAUUAUUCAGGAAAAAGAAAUUCAUAGCUUAUGGGCUGAUGAGGUGGAGGAAAAGGAAUUGAAUACAGGAGAAAGGCAAUAUGAAGAUGGAGAACAAAGUAAUACUGAUGGAGACUCUAAAAAAGAAUUGAAUACAGGAGAAAACCAACAAGAACAUGGAGAACAAGGUAAAACUGAUGAAGACUCUAGUAAAAAGGACAGUGUGGAAGAAGGCACCAAUACAGCCGAAAAGGGAACAAGUUUGAGGCAAGUAGAGAUUCCAGACAAAGAGGAGGUGCAAAAACAAAAUGUUCAUCCAGUUCAUGAUGAGCAUGUGGAUGUUGAUGAUACAGGAUUAGAUGGAGUAAAAGAGGCUACAGAGGGUUCUCCCUCAGUGAUAAUUCAUAAUCCUGAGCAAAGAGAAGGAAAAGUGCAGGAAAAUGUGCAAUCAAUAGAGGCAACAGUAGUGGAUGUCACAAGUGACAAGAUGAAGGAGCAGGUGUAUGUGGAGCAAGAUGCAGAUCCACCAGAUCAUUCUUCCUCAGAAAAGGCAAUGGUGAUUUCACAUACUGACCAUCAACAGGUGACAUUUUGUAGAAAAUCUUCACCAAUCAAAGAACUACAUGACCUGAUCUCUCAUAAUAUAGAUGGCUUGGAAGUAGAGGAGGAUGUCAGAGAUCUCCUUAAAGAAGACAAGGAGGAGAAUAUUAAGAAAAAUAAGGAAAACAUUCUUAAGCAGGCUGAUAUAUCUCCUAAUAGCAAGUCUAACAAUAAAAGGUCAGAAGAAAGUGAAGAAGAAUGCUAUUGA